GAGAGAGAGAGAGAGAGAGAGAGAGAGAGAGAGAUUGCUCUUAUAACAGUAAGUAGGCACUCCUUCUUUCUUUAUCUCCUGCUCCAUUUCUUCCACACACACACGCAAGACAAAUAAAAAGCUCGAACCUCGAUGGCUGAUAUAAAUGGAACGCGGUCUCUCGGCCCUCCCACCAACUCCAGCAGCACUUGGCAAGAUGAGGCAGUGAGAGGGAUCCAAAUCACAGCUACUCUGCUCAUCUUCCUGGUGGGGGUCCCUCUGAACAUGCUGGUGGUUUGGGCACUCGGAAUGCGGCAUAACCGUCACCUGGUUCGCAGAGGCAGCAGUGAGGAGACCCGUGCAGCUAGCAGUUUCCGUAUUUAUGUCCUGAACCUGGCCCUGGCCGACCUGGUGUUGGUCCUGCGUAGCCCCCUCAUGUUGGGCUACGUUGCUUACAACUACAGUUGGCCAUUUGGCCGUGUCUUCUGCCACCUGAUCAUGUUCCUGCGAGGAUUGGGGUUAUACGCCUCUGCCUUCCUCCUCUGUGCUGUGGCCUUGGAGCGAUGCCUAUGUCUGCUGAGGCCCGUGUGGGCUCGACUGCGACGGCCCUCCUGGGCUGUCCCAUUGGCCUGUGGUCUCUUAUGGCUGUUAGCUGUGGUCUUGUCUGCCCCUUACCUCCACAGCGCUGUCCUUGUGGAAAAAAACGGGACAUACCAGUGCCUGGAGAGCAAUAAGUUUGACAUGGCCUUGUUUCUCACAGAAACGAUAGCUGGUUUUAUCUUGCCGUUGCUGGUGUUUUUGGGAAGUAACCUGGCUGUUAUGCUCAGCGUUCGGCAAGCAGUACCAUCAACACCUACUUCCACCCUCAACCCUUCAACCGCCCGCAGGAUGACCAGGAUGUACCAUGUGCUCUUCAUCACCAUGCUCCUCUUCCUUACAUGUUGGGUGCCAUAUUUUGUUUGUAGGUUUCUGCUGGCCUUGACCCACGGACGCAAAGAAAGUGCUGCGCUGCAUAAAGCCGCUUUUAUUGGCAAAUACAUCUCUCUGUUCCUGGUGUACUUCAAGAGUGGUCUUAACCCUGUGCUGUAUGUGUUUGCAGCCCGAGGCUUAAGUCGUGCUAUCAAAGCUUCACUUGUCUCCACCAUUGAACGGCUUUUCAAUGACGACUCCUCAGAGUCCAUACGAAGGAAGUCACUUAAAAACUCACUUAAGAACUCACAGCUAUAGAUGAGAGGUCAAUGACAGGUCAAUGAUUUUACAAGUUACAAUCAUAAAUGUUGAUCAAUCAAAAAUGUAUUAAUUACUUUUAACUGGUUUUCUCCAUUUGUGAAAUUUGCUUAUAUCGCCCAAAAAGUGAGCUGUGUAAAUAAAGUAAAGUUUAAAAGGCACUAGUAUUUUUCAAAGCCAAAGCAAAUGGAGAAAUAGGUAAAUGACAUUAUUAGAGAUAUAAUCAUUGAAGCAAAGGUGAUUGGUGCUGAAUCAUUCUUUGAUUACUUCCCCAUGCCACGAACACUUUCUAACAUGACAUGUAUCACCAAUGGAUGGGAUGUGUCAAAGACAACUCUUAAGCGCUAUAGAGGUGUCAAGUGGACCAUAAGUGAAAAACAAGAACCAGUGUUUCAGAAUUUUAAAGUUAUGUGGACAUGAAUUUAUCUAGAUGAAUGAAGACUUCAAAAAUGUUUGUGCUUCUGUUGAGGCACGCCGAGGGCAGGGUCAUGAUUAGGCAUGAAGUUUAUGAAUCAUCUUCCGUUUAUUAGAAAAACGCCUUUAUUGUAAACAAGUUGGCAGGGCCAGUUUCCUGGCCCUGGGACAACGUUUGUCAUAAAGAUCCUAGAGAUAAAGCGUGAUUAAGCUUGCAUGUGCUGCCUCAGUAUGGUCCAAGGAACGUGUUACUGAAUACAACAGCGAUCUGAGUCAUUGUUGAACUCAUGUUUAAGGCCCUCGUUCACAUAUCUAGUAUUCUUUGUGCCGAGUGAACCAAUGAAUGUAUGUAUGUAUGUAUGUAUGUAUGUCUAUAGACUGUUAGGACUGAAGCAGGAAAUAAAUAUAUCACAGGCUUAUUAUUUCAUGGUGAAUGUACAAAACAGAUUUACUAUUGUUGUUAAUAAAAAGCACGCCUAUUUUCAUUGUUGACAUGUGAAAACUGUUAUUAAUUGUAGCACUUUACAUUUAUUUUCUUUCUGCAUUAAAACAAAAAUAAAAGUCUAUUUCUUGAAA
Larimichthys crocea (large yellow croaker) is the source of this 2196-nucleotide messenger RNA. Its product is annotated as C3a anaphylatoxin chemotactic receptor. Lineage: Eukaryota; Metazoa; Chordata; Actinopteri; Sciaenidae. Bases 133 to 1206 code for a protein of 357 amino acids. Gene Ontology annotation, cellular component: plasma membrane. Gene Ontology annotation, biological process: complement receptor mediated signaling pathway; positive regulation of cytosolic calcium ion concentration; phospholipase C-activating G protein-coupled receptor signaling pathway. The transcript has 3 exons. Gene Ontology annotation, molecular function: G protein-coupled receptor activity; complement component C5a receptor activity. The record is from RefSeq and is a predicted model, not a curated record.